AUGCCCAGUUCUCAGGGAUUGCUGACAUUCAGGGAUGUGGCCAUAGAAUUUUCUCAGAAGAAAGAGUUAGGGUGCCUGAACCACAGUCAACGGGAAGUGUACAGGGAUGUGAUGUUAGAGAACUAUGGACACCUCCUCUUCUUGGGUCAUAUUGUGUCAAAACUAGACCUGGUCAUCAUUUUGGAACAAAAGAAGGAGUCUUGGAAUGUGAAGCAAGAAGAGAGAGUAGCCACUCAUCUGGGUAGGUGGUGAUGAAUGAAGCAGAUGACAGAGAUAGUCACAUUUUAUCUGAGCAGCUGCCAUGGUGCAUCCAGUGGGUCCUCUCAUUCCUUCUG
Molecule: messenger RNA, 335 nt
Organism: Herpailurus yagouaroundi (jaguarundi)
Lineage: Eukaryota; Metazoa; Chordata; Mammalia; Carnivora; Felidae
Product: putative protein ZNF720
Exons: 4
Coding region: 1-252 (83 amino acids)
Biological process (GO): regulation of DNA-templated transcription
Source: RefSeq, a predicted model, not a curated record